AUGGGCGUGGAUUACUACGCCUUGUUGGAGCUGGACCGCGGGGCCACCGCCGACGACAUCAAGAAGGCCGGGACUGGGGCGGGGGUGAACGGUCUGAGAGGGCUGGGAAGGGCUGGAUCCAUGAAGAAAGGCAUCUACGACAAGUUUGGAGAAGAGGGGCUCAAGGGUGGCAUCCCCCUGGAGCUGGCCAGUGACAACCCCUGGAGCGUGGGAUACGUGUUCCACAACAACCCCGAGAAAACCUUCAAGGAGUUCUUUGGUGGGGACAACCCCUUUGCAGAAUUCUUUGCCGAGGAUGGCUCGGAGGUGCUCCUGCCCUUCGGGGGGCCCCGGGGCCGGGGGGCGCUCCGGCAGGACCCCCCUGUCAUCCGGGACCUCUACGUGUCCCUCGAGGAUCUGUUCCAUGGCUGCACCAAGAAGAUCAAGAUCUCCCGCAGGGUGAUGAACGAGGAUGGCCAAACCAGCACCAUCAGGGAUAAGAUCCUGACCAUCGACGUGCAGCCGGGAUGGAAGCGCGGCACCAGGAUCACCUUUGAGAAGGAAGGAGACCAGGGCCCCAACGUCAUUCCAGCUGACAUCAUCUUUGUUGUCCAAGAGAAGCUUCACUCAAGGUUUAAAAGAGUUGACAACAACCUCAUUUAUGUCGCCUCAAUCCCACUGGGAAAGGCACUGACUGGAUGCACCCUGGAUGUGUGGACACUGGAUGGGAGGCUGCUCAACAUCCCCAUCAACGACAUUGUGGACCCCAGGUACUGCAAGGUAGUUCCUGGGGAGGGAAUGCCACUGCCCCAGGACCCCCAGCAGAAGGGGGAUCUCCUCAUCUACUUCAACAUCUGCUUCCCCAAGAGCCUCAGCCCCGAGAUAAAAACGCUCCUGAAAAACGCCCUCGUGCCUGAGUAACAGUGACUUUCCCCUCUGCUCCCUGAACUCCUCUGUGCUGCAGCUCAAUAAAGUCCA
Messenger RNA from Manacus vitellinus (golden-collared manakin), 957 nucleotides. RefSeq names its product DnaJ heat shock protein family (Hsp40) member B13 (gene DNAJB13). Gene Ontology annotation, cellular component: cytosol. The record is from RefSeq and is a predicted model, not a curated record. Bases 1 to 900 code for a protein of 299 amino acids. The transcript has 8 exons. Lineage: Eukaryota; Metazoa; Chordata; Aves; Passeriformes; Pipridae. Gene Ontology annotation, molecular function: protein-folding chaperone binding.